This is a messenger RNA of Gaeumannomyces tritici R3-111a-1, 4269 nucleotides long. Its product is annotated as CLAP1. Gene Ontology annotation, cellular component: membrane. NCBI's taxonomy places the organism in Eukaryota, Fungi, Ascomycota, Sordariomycetes, Magnaporthales, Magnaporthaceae. The transcript is spliced from 2 exons. Gene Ontology annotation, biological process: monoatomic cation transport; copper ion homeostasis. The record is from RefSeq and is a predicted model, not a curated record. Gene Ontology annotation, molecular function: ATP hydrolysis activity; ATP binding; copper ion binding. The coding region runs from base 451 to 3972 and encodes 1173 amino acids.
CCUGGCCUGGCCCGUAAAUCCCGACGACCACCUUUCCCCAUUUUCUUAUUUUUGCCUUUUGGCCGCAGCGUCGCAUGGAUUAGCACAUCCCCCAAAGGGUGUCGACCCCCCGAACAUAAUAGAGAGAGCUGAGAAGCUGGGCUUCUCUGAUCUUUGCGUGCUUUGUUUCCGUCUCUCUGCGCUAGCUCCGAGCUUUGUCCACGCAAGCGCCGCAAGCCUUUUUAUUUUUAUCCCCCUGUCCUAUUGCUGUAGUCAGCCCUGGUCCAUGGCCGACAUUGUCGCGCGGCUGUGAGAACAACCACUUUCAGAGACGGCACCAUCUGAGGGCCGGACAUCCGGACUCCUUUGUGUGUCUGCUCUGCGGCUCAGGGAGCCCUAAAAGACGACUGUUUCCGCCUCGUGCCGACAUCAACGCCCAGCGAUCGAGUUCCCAGCCGCCUCAGCGCUCCGAUGGCUCCAUCAAACAUCAAAGUCCCCGGAAAGGGCGCGUCGGCGUCGCUGGCAACACCCACAUUCCACAUUGCGACGACCACGCUCAAGGUCGGCGGUAUGACCUGCGGCGCUUGUACCUCUGCGGUCGAAUCCGGAUUCAAGGGCGUCGAUGGCGUUGGAAACGUCUCGGUGAGCUUGGUGAUGGAACGGGCGGUGGUCAUGCACGACCCCCAAAAGAUCUCGGCCGAAAUGAUACAGGAAAUCAUCGAGGAUCGCGGCUUCGACGCCGAGGUUCUCGCGACCGACCUACCAUCUCCUCUGCCGAGCCGGACAAAAUUCGACGACAACGCCGACGGGCCCCCGAUCAUGGUGACGACGGUUGCUAUCGAGGGCAUGACUUGCGGCGCCUGCACAUCGGCCGUGGAGGGCGCCUUCAAGGAUGUGGCAGGUGUCAAGAACUUUAGCAUAUCUCUGCUCUCUGAGAGGGCCGUGAUCGACCACGACGCUUCGGUCCUUAGCGCCGACCAGAUCGCCGAGAUGAUUGAGGACAGAGGGUUUGGUGCCACGAUCGUGGAAAGCGAGGAGAAAGAAUCGGAACAAAGAGGGGGUGCCAGUAGCAAACAGCCUGCCACGGCGGUCACAACGGUGGCAAUCGAGGGCAUGACCUGCGGAGCCUGCACGUCGGCCAUCGAGGGCGGGUUCAAGGACGUGGAGGGUGUCGUUCGCUUCAACAUCAGCCUGCUCGCCGAGCGCGCCGUCAUCACACACGAGCCCAGCGUCCUGAGCGCGGAGAAGAUCGCCGAGAUCAUUGAGGACCGGGGCUUCGACGCCAAUAUCCUAUCGACCGUCCUCGAUGCUUCGGAUGCCUCCCGGGCGGCAGCCACCUCACAGUUCAAGCUUUACGGCAACCUGGACGCCACCGCCGCAACCGGGCUGGAGCAGAGGUUAACCAAACUGGCGGGUGUCCAGUCCGCCAAAAUCAGCCUGGCCACGUCGAGGCUGACGGUUGUCCACUUCCCCACCGUCAUUGGCCUCCGAGCCAUCGUCGAGUCUGUUGAGCAGGCGGGAUUCAACGCCCUCGUUGCGGAUAACGACGACAACAACGCCCAGCUUGAAUCCCUCGCCAAGACCAGGGAGAUCAACGAGUGGCGCAGAGCCUUCAGGGUUUCCCUCUCCUUUGCAAUUCCAGUCUUCCUCCUCAACAUGGUCUGCCCAAUGCUGCUGCCGGCGGUAGCCGAUAUUUGGAUCCUGCCAGGCCUCUACAUCGUCGACAUCGCGUCCCUGGUAUUAACGUUGCCUGUACAGUUCGGCAUUGGCAAGCGGUUCUACGUUUCCGCGUACAAGUCCAUCAAGCAUGGAUCCCCGACCAUGGACGUCCUUGUGGUACUGGGCACGUCGUCCGCCUUUUUCUUCAGCUGUGUGGCGAUGCUCAUCUCGUUCCUGUUUGAGCCACAUACGCGCCCGCACACCAUCUUCGAGACCAGCACUAUGUUGAUCACCUUCAUUACGCUGGGACGUUUCCUCGAGAACAACGCCAAGGGUCAGACCUCCAAGGCUCUGUCGAGGCUGAUGUCCCUGGCUCCGUCGAUGGCCACCAUCUACGCCGACCCAAUCGCAGCGGAGAAGGCUGCCGAGACUUGGUCCGAUGGUGCUGCCUCCAGUGAGGCCAAGGAGUCGGCCCAGGAGGGGAAUGCGGCCGAGGAGAAGGUCAUUCCCACAGAGCUGAUCCAGGUUGGUGACGUUGUCAUUCUGCGGCCCGGCGAUAAGAUCCCGGCCGACGGCAUGAUUGUCCAGGGCGAGACCUAUGUCGACGAGAGCAUGGUCACGGGCGAGGCGAUGCCCGUGCAGAAGAAGAAGGGCAGCUGGCUCAUCGGCGGCACCGUCAACGGGCACGGCCGGGUCGACUUCCGCGUCACCCGGGCCGGCCGCGACACACAGCUCAGCCAGAUCGUCAAGCUCGUCCAGGAUGCGCAGACGACGCGGGCGCCGAUCCAGAGGCUCGCCGACACUCUUGCUGGCUACUUUGUUCCCUGCAUCCUUGUUCUCGGAUUCCUCACGUUUGCGACGUGGAUGGUUCUGUCUCACGUCCUCUCCAACCCGCCCAAGAUCUUCCUGGAGGAGAAGAGCGGAGGCAAGAUCUUUGUCUGCAUCCAGCUCUGUAUCUCGGUCAUCGUGUUCGCCUGCCCUUGCGCGCUUGGUCUCGCCACCCCGACUGCUGUCAUGGUUGGGACGGGUGUCGGUGCCGAGCAGGGCAUCCUGGUAAAGGGUGGUGCUGCUCUUGAAACUGCAACCAAGAUCACCAAGGUGGUUCUGGACAAGACCGGCACCAUCACCUACGGCAAGAUGCGCGUGGCUGAGGCCAUCGUGGCGCCGCACUGGCAGGACAGCGAAUGGCGCCGGCGCAUGUGGUGGACCAUUGUUGGCCUGGCGGAAAUGGGAAGCGAGCAUCCUGUAGGCAAGGCCGUCCUUGGAGCAGCCAAGACUGAGCUCGGUCUCGACUCUGAGGGUAUGAUCGACGGCAGCGUGGGCGACUUCGCUGCGGCCGUCGGCCGGGGUAUCAGCGCCCUGGUCGAGCCGGCGUCGGACAGUGAGCGGCAUCGGUUCAAGGUCCUGGUGGGCAAUGUCAAGUUCCUGGCCGAGAACAAUGUCGCUGUCCCCGAGGACGCUAUCCAGGCAUCAGAGCUUGUCAACGACAAGGCUGCGAAACGCUCAAAGUCGUCCCGCGCGUCGUCUGCCGGAACUACCAACAUCUUCAUCGCCAUCGAUGGCAAGUACUCGGGCCACCUCUGCCUCGCGGACACAAUCAAGGAGGGCGCGGCGGCCGCGAUUGCGGUGUUGCACCGCAUGGGCAUCAAAACGGCAAUCGUGACAGGAGACCAGAGGAGCACAGCUGUGGCGGUGGCUGCCGUGGUGGGCAUCGCGCCCGAAAACGUGUAUGCCGGCGUUUCUCCGGACAUGAAGCAGACCAUCGUGCAGCAGAUGCAGGACGAGGGCGAGGUGGUGGCCAUGGUGGGCGACGGCAUCAAUGACUCGCCGGCGCUGGCGACGGCGGACGUGGGCAUCGCCAUGUCCUCGGGCACCGACGUGGCCAUGGAGGCGGCCGACGUGGUGCUGAUGCGGCCCGACGACCUCAUGAACAUCCCGGCGUCGCUGCACCUGGCGCGCUACAUCUUCAACCGCAUCAAGAUGAACCUGGCCUGGGCGUGCAUGUACAACGUGGUCGGUCUGCCCUUCGCCAUGGGCGUGUUCCUCCCCCUCGGCCUCCACCUGCACCCCAUGGCGGCGGGCGCGGCCAUGGCGCUGUCGAGCGUCAGCGUCGUGCUCAGCAGCCUGCUGCUCAAGUUCUGGAGCAGGCCCUCGUACAUGGACGAGGCCCUGUACGACGAGCGCGGCGGGCUCCGUAGGAAGGGCUGGGGUUGGGGUCCCUUAGGGGGCUUGCUGGUCCUCGCCCGCGACCUCUUCGACCGGGUCUCGGGCCGCGCCCGUGGCAAGAGGAGAGACGAGGGAUACGUACCACUCUCGAACCUGGAUGCCGCUUAGGGUUCGGGUCACUGCAGACGGGCGGUGACUGUCCGGCUCCGUACCCCCCGCUCUGCAGCAAGAAGCUUGUACAUAUCUGCUGUGGUAUCUGGCGUCAUUUUGCAUACUAUAUUUUUGCCACUUAGUAUUUAGAGCAUAGCGUUCUUUUAGCUGGAGAAGUCUGUUGUUGUUUUUCGUCGUAUAUACUGCUAUUUAUUGCACAUGUUUCUAUCAAGCUUGUCUGCCCAAACAAACCCUCUGUUAUGUGUAAGACUGCCAUCUGUGGAAAUGAUGACGUCUGCUGUGUGACCAACAGUC